Molecule: messenger RNA, 342 nt
Organism: Peronospora matthiolae
Lineage: Eukaryota; Oomycota; Peronosporomycetes; Peronosporales; Peronosporaceae
Source: the annotation of a GenBank genome assembly
AUGAUCCGCAAGCUUCAUGACAGCACGACGGCACGAUUUCUGGUCAAUGGUCAAUUAUCUGAGUCCAUGGAGCUCAACACGGGAAUUCGUCAGGGCUUCCCUCUCGCGCUGUUAUUAUUUGUAUUAGCGGUGGAGGUCUUGGCACUAGCGAUUACACAGGAUCCCGGCCUUACGGGAGUCAUGGGCCCGGGUCGUCAUCAGAGCGUCAUGUUUUUUCAGCGUUUGUGGAUGAUUCGACGGUCUUCCUCCAGGAAACCCGACAGCUUCCACGAGUGCUCGACCUCGUGGCUACUUUUGGGAAGUUGUCAGGUCUUACAGUACAGCCAUCCGAAAGUCAAGUGA